Nylanderia fulva is the source of this 1241-nucleotide messenger RNA. RefSeq names its product aurora kinase B (gene aurB). NCBI's taxonomy places the organism in Eukaryota, Metazoa, Arthropoda, Insecta, Hymenoptera, Formicidae. Gene Ontology annotation, biological process: protein phosphorylation. Gene Ontology annotation, molecular function: protein kinase activity; ATP binding. The record is from RefSeq and is a predicted model, not a curated record.
UGACAUUUCAGAUUCAAAUGCGAGGGAAAAGAAUGACGGUUAUCGACGAACUCGCGAGAAGUGUCUGAUUCGAUGAAAUUGAGUGUUGUGCUCGUGUUAUUUUUUACAUACAGAUAUUUUUCACAAUGGAAAGUGGACAGGCGUUCAAAAUGCCAUCAGUUGUAACUAAUUAUAAAGAAGCUGUUCAAGAAAUAUGUCGCAAGAUGGUUGAUCAUGUUCACAAAAGGGGCAAAAACCAUCAAUGGACCUUAGAAGAUUUCGAAAUUGGAGCACCUUUAGGGAGAGGAAAAUUCGGUCGCGUAUAUCUAGCUAGAGAGAAAACUACUCAUUACAUGGUUGCUUUAAAAACAUUGUAUAAAAUUGAAUUGGUAAAAGGACGUGUGGAAAAGCAAGUAAUGCGAGAAAUUGAAAUACAAACACAUUUAAAACAUCCAAAUAUUCUUCAGUUAUUAACGUAUUUUCAUGAUACUAAAAGAAUCUAUUUAGUUUUGGAAUUUGCUGCAAGAGGUGAAUUGUAUAAGGAAUUAAAACGUCAGCCAAAUGAGCGAUUUAACGAGCACUUAUCUGCUAAAUAUACUUACCAAGUGGCCGAUGCUUUGGAUUAUUGUCACAAAAACAAUGUGAUUCAUAGAGAUAUAAAGCCUGAAAACUUAUUGCUCACAUUUGACGGUGAUAUAAAACUUGCAGACUUUGGGUGGUCUGUGCAUGCACCAUCUUCAAAACGAAACACCCUGUGUGGAACUUUAGAUUAUCUGCCACCAGAAAUGGUUAUGGGACAUACCUAUGACAUGUAUGUUGAUCAUUGGUGCUUAGGAAUUCUCUGUUAUGAAUUCCUUACAGGAAAGCCACCUUUCUUAAGCAAUAGUCAAUCAGAAACAUAUGCCAAGAUAAGAACUGUAAAUAUAAUUUGGCCAGAGGAAAUUAAACCUGGGGCCAAAGAUCUGAUAUCUAAGCUUAUCAAAAAAAAAAGUACAGAACGAAUUUCUAUGGUUGAAGUUAAGACACAUCCCUGGAUUAGAGAGCACAAAGAUUCAUCUAAAUAGUUUGAAUAAACGGUAUGAAAGAUUAUUAAUAUUAAAAAACAUUUUGCGUUCCAUAAUUUUUUUGCAAUUUUUUAGUUAGAUACAAUAUCAAAAGUAUGUUUAUAUGUCAAAAAAAUGAAAAAUAUUGACAAGUGUCAACAGAUAUACUUUUUACAUAAUGUUUUUAAUAGUAUAGCGUAUAAUAUUUAAAACCGUCAA